CUUUAGUUGCGGCAACUCUCUCUUCCCUCCACAAUUCUAUUCUAUCCAGUCCGCCCAAGUUACUAUAGAUAAAAGAAAAAGAAAAAAAAAACGGAAAGAUUAAGGCCAUCAAUAACAGUCUUGUUCAUCAAUUCCCUUUUCUCCUACCAUGGCUUCUUUGCCCUCUGUUGCUAUCACUGGCACUCUCAGGCUUGGAACUGAACUCAAAAAGCACCCCUCUGCCACCGAAAAGACUUCUAACAUUUCGUAUCAAAGGAGUUCUAUAAAUACCCAAUCGGAUGCAAAUCUUGAACCAUUCAGGCCUCUGGAGUUUCACGAAGCGCUUUCAUUGAUAAAAGAGGGCGAACAAGUUGAGUCCUCUUAUUAUGUUCCUCUUUUGCAACAUUGCAUAGACAAGGUUUCGGUCCCAGAGACUGAAAUGGUUCAUGCUCACGUGAUAAAGACUGGAACCCAUGAAGAGUUUUUUGUUAUGUCAUUUCUAGUCAAUGUUUAUGCAAAAUGUGGGGUUAUGGUAAAUGCUAGAAAAGUUUUUGAUAAUUUGCCUAGAAGAAAUGUAGUCGUGUGGACAACUUUGAUGACAGGUUAUGUUCAAAAUUCACAACCUGAGGUAGCUGUUGAGGUUUUUGGAGACAUGUUAGAAUCUGGGUCAUUUCCUUCAAAUUUCACUCUGUCAAUUGCUUUGAAUGCUUGUUCUUCUCUGGAGUCUAUCACAUUGGGGAAACAGUUCCAUGCCUUCAUUAUUAAGUACCGGAUCAGUCACGACUCCAGUAUUGGAAAUGCUCUCUGUAGUUUGUACUCGAAAUUUGGCAGCUUGGACUCUUCGGUUAAAGCUUUUCGUGAGACUGGAGAAAAGGAUGUAAUUUCCUGGACGACGAUUAUAUCUGCUUGCGGUGACAAUGGCAGAGCAGGAAUGGGUUUAAGACUUUUCAUUGAAAUGCUUUUUGAGAAUGUUGAGCCUAAUGACUUCACACUAACAAGCGUGUUGAGCUUGUGCAGCACAAUACAGUCUUCGGAUCUGGGGAUGCAGGUUCACUCAUUGAGCACUAAACUUGGCCAUGAAUCAAACCUGCGCAUCACAAAUUCUCUUGUUUACUUGUACCUUAAAUGUGGAUGCAUUGAUGAGGCGAAGAAUUUGUUUAAUAGAAUGGAAUAUAAGAACUUGAUUACGUGGAAUGCAAUGAUUGCAGGUCAUGCUCAAGCAAUGGAUCUUGCGAAAGACAAUUUUUCAGCACAGCAAACUGGAACUGAGGCACUCGGCAUGUAUUUGAAGUUGAAUCGCUCUGGCAGGAAACCUGAUCUAUUCACCUUGUCAAGUAUCCUAACUGUAUGCAGUAGGCUGGCAGCCUUAGAGCAGGGGGAACAAAUACAUGCCCAGACUAUUAAAUCAGGGUUUUUAUCAGAUGUAGUUGUUGGAACUGCACUUGUGGAUAUGUACGACAAGUGUGGAAGUAUUGAGAGGGCAAGAAAAGCUUUUCUGGAUAUGUCUACAAGAACAUUGAUAUCUUGGACCAGCAUGAUUACAAGUUUUGCACGGCAUGGCCAGUCUCAGCAUGCACUGCAGCUUUUUGAAGACAUGAGGCUAGCUGGAUUCAGGCCAAACCAGAUCACUUUUGUGGGCGUUCUGGCUGCAUGUAGCCAUGCUGGAAUGGUCGAUGAAGCACUUGAGUAUUUUGAAAUAAUGCAAAAGGAAUACAAAAUUAAGCCAGUAAUGGACCAUUAUGGAUGCUUGGUUGACAUGUUUGUGAGGCUAGGUAGACUAGAUGAAGCUUUUGAUGUCAUCAAGAGAAUGGAUGUAGAACCAAACGAGUUUAUAUGGUUGCUCUUGAUUGCUGGGUGUAGAAAUCAUGGGAAUGAAGAACUAGGGUUUUAUGCUGCUGAACAGUUACUCAAACUCAAGCCCAGAAGCACUGAGACUUAUGUCGUGUUGUUAAAUAUGUACAUCUCUGCAGAGAGGUGGGAGGAUGUUUCUAUGGUGAGAAGAUUGAUGAAAGAGGAGAAAGUCGGAAAGUUAAAGGACUGGAGUAGGAUCAGCAUUAAGGGAGAGGUUCAUUCAUUCAAAACAAAUAACCGGUUGCAUAACCAUACUGCAGAGCUGCAUACACUAUUGAAUGAUUUGGUUGACAGAGCAAAGAGUCUCGGGUACGAGCAGUUCGAGAAUAUGGAGGUAAUUGAUGAUGAGGAAGAGGAAGCCGAACAGAAGGCAUUCUCUUCUGCUGUUUACCACAGUGAGAAGUUGGCAGUAACUUUUGGGUUAUUGAAUACGCCCAUUGGUGCACCAAUUAGGGUCAUCAAGAGUGUCACUAUGUGCAAGGAUUGCCAUGAUUUUAUGAAGGUUGUCUCAUCACAUACCACUAGACAUAUCAUCAUUAAAGAUGGGAAGCGGCUUCAUAAGUUUGUUAAUGGACAAUGUUCAUGUGCAGAUUCACAUGGUCUUCUUUGACAUCUCCAUUUGACUUAGUGGGAUUAACUCUAUUUUUUUUUCUUCGGCUGUUUGGAAUUUCAUGAAAAUUCAUUUCAUCUGAUAUUUUCGAGAGCUCUUGUUGUAAAACAGAAAUGCGAGAACAUUUGAUUCGUGACAAAUGUAGGGCCAUUUUUUCACUCA
This is a messenger RNA of Populus nigra (black poplar), 2602 nucleotides long. RefSeq names its product pentatricopeptide repeat-containing protein At4g21065-like. Gene Ontology annotation, biological process: RNA modification. The record is from RefSeq and is a predicted model, not a curated record. Bases 149 to 2440 code for a protein of 763 amino acids. Gene Ontology annotation, molecular function: RNA binding; protein binding; zinc ion binding. NCBI's taxonomy places the organism in Eukaryota, Viridiplantae, Streptophyta, Magnoliopsida, Malpighiales, Salicaceae. The transcript is spliced from 2 exons.